CACAUCAGCAUAGAUGUGGCGUUGCUGUUCGUUUUAUCAAUAAAUGCCAGUGUAAUCAAGUGUAAUGCGUCAAAUAUUUAUUGUCUUUAAUACAAACACACUAUCUUUCACUUUGGUUACCACUUUAAUCCUGUUAUCUUUUCCUCAUUUUAACCUCUAAGCGCGUGUAGAUAUCAUCGGCUCCUAGCGCAGAAAACCCUUGUGCACUAAGCAUGAUCUUAAAGGUUAUGUUACAACGUGAUUGUCACUGAAUAAAUCCUAUUGUUAUGCUAACGACACAGUGUUUACUUGAAAAAUAUAUCCUAGCUGUAUAAGUACAUAUAUAUGUUUGUAACAAACGCACUGUUAGACGCAAAAUGGAAAUGGAUCAAAAUGUAGCGCAAGCCCUACUGACACAAGGUGCCACGCUGGUCCUCCUGGAUGUACCAGCGAGCACUGACAUCGGCAUCGACAUUAAGUCCUGGACCGUAGGGCAUAAUUUUAAGGGGAUCAAGAUGAUCCCAUCUGGAAUCCACUUUGUACAUUACUGUGCAGUAAAUGAAUUUGGCGAGUUAGCACCCAGAGUUGGUUUCUUUCAUGACUUCCAGAAAAGUGAAUUUUUAGUAAAAAGAUGGGAUAGCAAGGCAGAAGAUAUCAGCUCUGAAUCUGUACCUGAGGAGACAGUUCAGAGGCUAAGAGACAACAUAAGAGAGCUGGAUAGAUACUUGGGACCAUAUCCAUAUGAGAUGUUAAAGUCAUGGACAAAAUUAACGAGUGGGAUCACCACGUCUCUCGUGACGAGAUGCUCACCAUUAUGCGGUUAUAUGCGAUCUGCCUUGGAAUUGGAGCACUGUAGUGACGCUUCGAGACCACGUGGCAAAGAAUCUAAUAGCAAACAAAGGAGAUCCGGUAGGCUUACGAUAGAAGAGAAAGAGGAGCAAUUGCUACCGAAUCUGAAACCAAAACCUGGUACGGAGCUUAGGCUCACGGAAAUACCAGAUAAACAUUAUCCCGAUGAUGCUACUCCAAGUGAAAUAACACAGCAUUCUCUUGAUACUAGUUACGUCUUGGACACUACGCUGAAAAAAUUGCGAGAGCCUGUCGAGAUUAUCGGGGAGAUGCAGCUGACGUUUGUCUGUUUCCUAGCUGGUCAGAGUUUAGAUGCUUUCGAGCAAUGGAAGAAACUCGUGUCGCUAAUUUGCGGUGCGGACAACGCGAUUCCACAGUAUCGCUCUAUCUAUAUGGAGUUUCUGCAAGCCUUGGAAGUAGAAUUAUUGUAUGUGCCGGAAGACGUACUCUGCGACAUCGUGGCAAACAAUAAUUUCGUGUAUCGUAAUUUGUGCAAACUAUUCGGUAAUAUUCAGUCGAAUUCCGAGGUGGAUGGCCGAUUGAAAUCGUAUGUAAAGCGUUUGCAGGAUCGAUUGACCGCAAAGUUUUUGUGGGACUUUUCGAAUUUACUUGAAGAGGCGGAUGAUGAGGCGCCUGUUAUUGUGACUGUGGCAUAAACGCAAAUAAAUAAAUCACGAGGUACACAUUAUAAAUAAUAAAUAUGCAUAAUAAGCGUUGUCUUUAUAUUUAAUGUAAUUAUAUAAAUAUAAUUGUAUAUAAUAUAAGUAAAUUAUAUCUUCUAGCAUUUCUAUCUAUAGUCCUUACAAUACGUGUCAAUAUUAUGUAUUUAGUAUUCAAAUUUAUUUAAUCUAUUUUCCAUACUUUUCUUCCUCUUUUGUGUUAAUUUUAUGAUUUUAAUUUUAAUUAUUUUUUUUUUAAUUUGAGCAUUUCUUCAGUAUCCAUUUCUAAGUACAGUAAAAAAUAUUAAAUAUUAACGUUAAAAGUGAACUUCGAAAAAUUUCCAAUAUUAUAAAAUAAUUGCACUAAUUGUGUACUAUUGUAGAAAUCGCAUUAAUCAAAUAAUGAGUUUUUCAAAUAAAAAAAAAAA
This is a messenger RNA of Monomorium pharaonis (pharaoh ant), 1915 nucleotides long. RefSeq names its product protein AAR2 homolog. The coding region runs from base 357 to 1484 and encodes 375 amino acids. The record is from RefSeq and is a predicted model, not a curated record. Lineage: Eukaryota; Metazoa; Arthropoda; Insecta; Hymenoptera; Formicidae. The transcript is spliced from 5 exons. Gene Ontology annotation, biological process: spliceosomal tri-snRNP complex assembly.